Chelmon rostratus (copperband butterflyfish) is the source of this 16527-nucleotide messenger RNA. It is a transcript of the gene rnf213a, whose product is annotated as ring finger protein 213a. Gene Ontology annotation, molecular function: ATP hydrolysis activity; metal ion binding; ubiquitin-protein transferase activity. The coding region runs from base 158 to 15778 and encodes 5206 amino acids. Lineage: Eukaryota; Metazoa; Chordata; Actinopteri; Chaetodontiformes; Chaetodontidae. Gene Ontology annotation, cellular component: cytosol; membrane; nucleolus. The record is from RefSeq and is a predicted model, not a curated record. Gene Ontology annotation, biological process: negative regulation of non-canonical Wnt signaling pathway; ubiquitin-dependent protein catabolic process; sprouting angiogenesis. The transcript has 67 exons.
CGGAAACGUUUUGUUAUUGCUCUGCACAAAGCUGCGGGUCGUAACGUCAGACAUUACGUUAUGACAAACAGGGAAUAAACUAAUCCUACUAGCCGGAGUGGCAGUCAGUCAGACCUCGGUGUCACAGGACUCUUCUGAAGAUCACUGCAGUCUGAAGAUGAAGUGCCCAAAUUGUGGCCACAAUGUUACGGAGAAGACAGCCAAGUUCUGCAGUCAGUGUGGCCAGAAGCUGUCUGUCCAACCUGCAAACACACAGGGUAACGUAGAACAGCCCAAAUCCUUGGUAUCUGACUCAGAAGGUACAGCUGAGAAAUCAGUGUCACAGAAAAACAACCCUCCUGUUGACAACAACGAAUUCAGUAAAUUCCCCAAACGACCGAACGAUGAGACCAUCGUCAACCCAAAGAAAAAGAAAAAAAAGAAGAAGAAGAACAAAAAGAAGAAAGAUGGCACCUUGUCAUCAGACCACAAUCAAAGCCACUCUGACCUGUCCCUGGUAGACAACCAGGGGCAGAAGACGAAGGGUGGAAGUGAGUCCUCUGACAGUGAAAGCUCAGCUAAUGCAAUGGAUGAAACACCAGACUCACUGCAAGAUGAGCUCAGCUCACUAGAGAGCCAGCCGAGCUCACUAGUAGCAAACAUUCCUGCUGCACCGUCUGAAGACACACAAGGCAUUCAGAGAGAAACCGCCGCCACAGCAGAGGCAAGAGGUUCAGAGGAAGCUCCAGGUAGACCUGAUGAGAGAGAGAAUGAUGCACUGGCAUCAACUCAGGAUCAGACGCUGAAGACACCAACGUCGGACACGCCGACUCAGCAGCCCAGCUCAGAGGACAGCAAGGGUACAACUCCUCAUUCAGGUUCAGGAAAAGGGACAAAGGCCUUUAAACCUAAAGACCAAGAGACAGACAGGAAAAACUCAAAGAACAAGACAGACACGGCCACCACCAGACAGCCUGCACUGGACCAGAAUGCCAACGUGAAGCCGGAUGAGAAACAGACAGCACGAAGCAAACAGAAGGGAAAGAAUCAGCAGGACCCCAAACAGAAGCCUGCAGCUGAACAACAGAUGGUUUUUGGCCCUCAAAGACCAUCAAAGGCUGACAGCACAGGCUCCAGUGUGGACCCGGGGGGGACAGUAGAGCCCAUGGUGGUUCAGCAGUCUGGCAGCGGGCAGGACUCGACCACAGGUCAAACCUCAGACACUGACAAGGGAAGUAAAGAUGACAGAAAGGAUAACAAAGAAUCCAGCACCCCAGCUAUGCCUCCGCCCAAAAGGCUGACCAGGAACAACACCAUCGCUGCACAUGACAGGCUCACAAUUUACUUCCAUGCAGUUCUCUCAAAGGAUUUCAAAUUUGAUCCAGGUGCAGAUCGUAUCUUCAUCCAGGCUGGGAGAUACAUUGGGUCAUGGGACAAAAAUGUGGUCGAGCUGUUCGUUAGCAGGGAUCUUGGAGAACAUGGUUUUCUGGUGGUGGGCAGUCUGCUGACAGAAAAAAGUAAAGCUGAGUCUGUGUCAAUACCGUACAAAUAUGUUGUCUAUCACGCUGAAAAGAACAAAUACGAGUAUGAGUACAUAUACAAACUGGAUUCUACACAAUACACCAACAGAUGUUUGUUUGUGAAGCCCCACCUCCUCAAUGAAGAAGGUGACUGGCAUCAAUAUGAUGACAUCAUCUGUGCAGAGCCGUCAAAGAACGUGCUCAAACGCCUUAAAGAAAAGUUCUGGCCUGAAGAAAGGAAGAAUCUGAUUCAAGGCAGAGAGAUUGCAGGGAAUGUCAUGCUGGAGACCAUAUUUGAUCUGCUCAGGAGCUGGACCGAUGCCAAUUUGAGUAGUUUUCUGAUCCAGCUGAAUCAGUUCUUUCAGGUUUAUGGGGAGCCUUUUGUGUAUGAGGAAAAACAGAAGAAGUGGUCCUCCUUAGACUAUGGAAAAGAUGAUGUGAGGGAGAUGCUAAAGGAAUUCAUGCUGACAAGGGUGAUUCCUCAGUUGAAGGACAGAGACGGCACGAUGCACUACAUUCAGGAUCCCAUGAGGGCGGCUGUGAUCAUGCUCCGUGUCCAUCGUCAGUACGGUAUCAGGCUGAAUGAUGGUGAACUUCAUCGUCUCUGCACAGCACUGUGCCUGCCCAAACUAAGCAAAGAGGGUUUCGUAGAGUACUGGACGAAUUUUACACAGGAUGUGUCUCCUCUCAAAAAUCUGCCAGAAAUGUUGGUGUCUCUGAUAAAUGCUGUGAAAAAGGCCAAGAUGCCCCGAUGGAUUCUGGUACUUCCGCUCCUUCACCUCCUCAAAGGCACCACGAGACCAUUUGAGGUGACAACUCCUGGAAACUUGAAGUACAGCCUAUCCUGGGCAGGUUUGCAAGGCCUUGAAAUGGCAACGACGAUGAACAGUCAAGACAGGAAGGCACUGGUGAAUGUGAUAAAAAACCACAGUUACCUGAUGGAAGUGGAUGCACUUAUAGUGCGAUCCUGCUUGUGCUUGAUGCCGUUUGAUGAACUGAUGGAGUGUGUUGUCAACAUUAACGUCAACAUUGAGCUUUUGGACAUGCUUCACAUUUUCAUCAACAAGGCUCCUCAGGAUGUUACCGCCAGUUCAGUUAUAACAGUAUCUGAGAUUCUCUCACAUAUCCAAGGACACCUCAUUGAGGACAAAUACAGUCAUUUUACUCAGGCUUACAGGAGAGGGUGCCUAGCAACAGCAGUGAAACUGUUGGAGCAGCUCUGCAGAGGAGUCAGACCAGGAUCAUAUACCCAGAACUACCCUAAUAUUCCUGUAGCUUGUAUGAAUCUGGUUGCAUCAGUGUCAGACUUUGUUCACUGUGACCAGCAACAGGAAACUCAAGAAGGGGAAACAGAGCAGCGAUAUGCAAAAGACUUGAUCUUUCAGGCGUUGGCCAUUAUGAGAGACUGGAUCAGUCAUUCCUUCAUACAGCCGUUGCUCUACAGGGGUUGGUCAUCCCUGUUACAAGUUGAGACCACAGUCGAGAUUGAAAUGUGGAACAACAUAAUCUCCAUCUGCUUCAAAGAUGAAGAGUUCACAAAACAAUGGAGACAGACAUUCACAAUGGAUUUUGAGGGCAAGUACAAAAAGGGAUCUGCUCUGGAUCAAAUUGAAUUCUACUGCACAAAGAUAGAGGAACUCCAUGAAUCCCAACCACACAUUGCUGCUAGUAUUGAGAAGUGUGCUCUUGAGGCUGUUACAUCCAUGUGCCAGAGCAAGUCUGAGGGAAAACUCUUUGAGAGGUUAAAAAUAAAUUGGAAAUUCGGGAAACUCAUCUCAGCAAUCAUUGAGAAAUCCUGGCCAAGAGAACGUCAAGGAAAAAAAGAAGAAGAAGUGGUCCUUCAGCACCUCCUCUCCUGGACUGCCGCCAAAAACAUUUUCCAGCUACACGGCUCAGAUGAAAAAUUGAUUGAGAAGCUCUCUCAGGAUGCCAGGGACAGAAUUGCUAUAGCCAUAUCAGCAUUCACAGCCAUCAGCAAUCAGCUGGUCGAUGGAAACAUUAAGACCAGCCUGCUCAAUAUCAUUUUGGAGAGGAGAAACGCCUUCUUGGAUCUGCUGAGGAUCGAUUGCCUCUCUGAGAAUGAGCAGUACAAGGAUAAUGUCAAAAUGAGGAGGCUGUUACAGUGCAGACAAGACGAAGUGAAAGCUGUAUACCAUGAGAAGGAGCUUGUGGACGUCUUCUUAACAAUGAGCCACAAACUUGAGGAACACAUGACAGUUGAUGUUGCCGACAUGGAAGAGAGAAACCAGGUUAACAUUGAGGCCAUGCCCCUGAACGAUUUCAUGGAGGUCCAUCAAAUUGAUCGAAUGCCCUCUCCCAUUGCUGGGGUUGUCACCUACUUCAGUCUGGAUGAAGACGUCAGAAACAUGGCAGAGGUCCUGUACACCUUCAGAGACAGUUAUAUAUUCAAAGUGUGUUGGGAGAAACACGCCAAACUCCUGGCAUAUGAUGAAAUGGAAGACGACAAUCCUGACCAACAUGAAGUCGCGGACAUCAUGGCAACACCGCAGAUUAUACAUGAUGACAUUUUCCAGCCUUGCUUUGCUGAAUACAGAGACAUCUACACUUUUCUGAAGAAUGGCAGUAUAACGCUUGAGGAGGUAAACCUGCUCUUUGGUGCGUACAAGGGCAAGUAUGAAGAGCUUGCAAAGGACCUCGACAUCAUGUGUGGAGUUGAUAAAUCGACCGACAAACAGUGGAUCCACAGCAGGGUCCAUCAGAUAGAGCAGUACCAUGAGCUUCAUCUAGCUGUGGCUUCAGCUCAAAUUAUCAUGAAGGUCAAAGAAACACUUUGCCUUCAAGGGGACUUCAGGGUUAUGGAGACACUCACAGAAGUUAAUCAUGAAGACUUUCAGAGAAAACAGCUCAGUUUGAUUGACAAUCAGUUGAUGCAGGCAAAGAAGGUUCUGGUGGACAUCACUGAGUCCCGCAGGCUGUGCCUAAAGGAGGUGGGACUCAGAGGGCACUUUGUAAAAUGGGUUAAAGAUGCACUUGAAGAUAUCAAUGAGCUGAAGGUGUUCGUUGACCUGGCUUCCAUUUCUGCGGGGGAGAAUGACAUGGAGGUGGAUCGUGUUGCUUGCUUCCAUGACGCUGUCCUCGGCUACUCUUCAGUGCUAUACGAGCUCAAACCAGACUCUGGUUUUCAGGACUUCAAAGAAGUGCUCCAGAAGCUCUGGAGAGCUUUGGAGAAUGACACCAACCUACCAAAAAAACUGCGGGACAGUGCACGCCAUUUGGACUGGUUGAAGACUGUGAAGGACAGUCAUGGGUCAGUGGAGCUGUCAUCUCUCUCUUUAGCAUCAGCCAUCAACAACAAGGGGACCUACCUGAUCAGUGCACGAAGUGUAAAAAAGUUGAGUCUUGACACCGUCCUGAAGCUGCAGAUUCCAGAGGAGCACGAUGAGGGUCAGCAAAUGCGCUGCUAUUCUCUUGAGGAUGUGCGGGAGCUGCAGAACAAACUCAUGCUCAUGUCUGGGAAAGGAGAUCAAGGCCAGAAUGAAGUUGAUCACUUUGUAGAGGUUUUUGCCAGUGUUCAAAGAUUAGCUGAGGCAUUCAUUGCCCUCUAUACUGCUGGAAAUCCCCUGUUCAGGCACUGGGAAGCACAAAUCAACUGCUGUUUAAGCAGUGAGGAACCCAGCAUUAAGAUGGACUUCAACCUGGGUAGUGUUGUCAGUGUUGUCAUUGUGGAGGGCAGCAUAGAAGAGCAACUUCCUGAAUUUUGCCGGAAAAUGGAGAAAUGCCUGGACUAUUGGAUGGAUUUUGUGGACAAACAGAGAUCUCUGCAUUACUAUCUGAACUACUACACAGCUGAACAGAUUGUUUACCUGUGCAGCAAGCUGACUCAGAAAAAUGUGACCAAUGUGGAAGACCAAGUUCUCAUGAUGCUCUCCUUCAUUAAGCCCAAUUGCACAGCCUCAGACUUGAGGCAGGUCAGACAUGCACUCCAGUAUGAAAUCCUCACCAAACCAGAAGAGCAAAAUGAAGACAUUAAGUUCCAGACUUUUGCUGUGGUGCCAAGAAGUGAGCUGGCAGACCCAGAUUUCACCAUUGAAUUGGAUCCUCUGCAAAGUCCUGUGGAGUCAAAUGGUUCUCAAAAAUUUGAUCUGAUAUGGAAUGCUUAUAUGAAUGACAUGAAGAAUUUUCUUCCACAUAUUCUUGAUAUAAAAAGUCUUGGAAGACUGUUGGAAAUACUGGCCAACAAAGACGAUGAGAGUGAAGAGGAUGAGAGUGAAGAAGACAUUUCUGAUGACAACAUGGGAAACCUCAUAAAGAGGCAACUGCCUCAAGGCCUGGCCACCGGAAAUCCAAACCUCAUUAUUUGCCCGCACGAAGAGGUCUUGACAUCUUGCGUCUCUAUUUACAUGAGUAGCGAAGACGAGACACUUCCCACCUAUGAUGAAGUCCUCCUUUGCAACUCUUCAACACCGUAUGAACAGGUUGAGCUAUUCCUCAGACGCUGUCUCAGCAGGGGCUACAGGGGACAGAAGAUAUACUCUCUACUGUAUGGAGAUCUGCUGACUUAUGAUGUGAGCUCUAAAGUUGAGAACUUUUUUCAGCGAAUGAAAAAGCAAAGCAGGAAAGACUAUAGACUUGUUAUCAUCUGCAGCUCAGAAAGAGAACAUGCGUACCUUCCUUCAGCCUUCAGCCAGUACAGGUUGCACAUGAUUCCCCAAGGGUCACUGUUGAGGAUCCAGGGUUACCUCCACAAACACUUUGUUGUCCCAGAAGACCAAUGCAGUGCUGCAGCUGCAUUCAAAGACAGACUCUGCGUUGGUGUUGUCUCAUCCAAGAGGGCUGGUGUUGGUAAAUCACUCUACAUUAAGAGGCUAUAUGAAAAGCUGGAGCAGUCAACCAAAAAGUCAACAAUGAUGAAAUGCAUUCGCUUGAUUGAACCUAAUGUUGAUGAGAAUGUCGUCCUUCAGUCUCUUUUGAACAUCCCCGAGAGGAAAGAACUCAUGAUUUUCCAUUUUGACAUCACAUCCUCGGUGCAGAAAGGUCUCCAUGAGUUUCUUUUCAAAUUGCUGAUUCUUCGCUAUUUGAUGGACGCUGAAGGGAACAUGUGGAAGUGCAAUGACAAGCAUCUGUAUGUCAUAGAGAUUUUAGAGCCCACUGUCAAGUCGACCAGAAAUGCUUCACGGCAGGCUCAAACUGUGAACAGCACAUUCACAGAAGUGUUUCCAAACAUUUUCUGCCGACCACCCAAAGAGGUGCUAAUGCUAGAGAUGAGGAAGCGAGAAGACCCCACCAUUGAGAGCAUGGACGACCCACUGAUGGAUGAUGAAGAAUUCAGGAGUGCAGCCUUCCAGCGUCCAUACCAGUAUCUCACACGGUUUUAUAACCACAUCAAUCUUGAUGUGUUCACAUAUCGGGGUGUUGAAGGGUCCCACGUGGAAUGUCUUCAGAUGCUUCUCAUGUACUGUGGAAUUGUGGACCCAUCCUGGGCAGAGCUGAGGAAUUUUGCAUGGUUUCUUAGCCUUCAGCUGCAAGACUGUGAGACAUCUGUAUUUUGUGAUGCCACUGUCACAGAAGACACGCUAACUGGAUUCAAAACCUUUGUGGUGGACUUCAUGAUUCUGAUGGCAAAGGACUUUGCCAGUCCAUCGCUCAGCAUCUCUGACCAGAGUCCUGGCAGGGAGCAGAUGGACAUGACUGAUGUCCGAGAUGAGGACUUGGCUCCUUUUCUGAUCAGAAAGAGAUGGGAAACAGAACCACAUCCAUACAUUUUCUUUAAUGAUGACCAUAAUUCCAUGACCUUCAUUGGCUUCCAUCUUCAGCUCAAUGAACAGAAGUCUGUUGAUGCGAUUGAGCCCAUCUCUGGAAGGGUGAUAAAAAAGAAUGUCAUGACAAGGGCAUUGUAUGAAGGCCUCAAGCUACAGAGAGUCCCUUUCAACAUCAACUUUGAUGACCUUCCAAGAGGGGAGAAAAUAGAACGAGUCUGCAAUGUUCUUGGUGUCCAGUGGCCUCUUGACCCUGAUGAAACAUAUGAGCUCACAACUGACAACAUACUGAAGAUGCUGGCAAUCCAUAUGCGGUUCAGGUGUGGCAUCCCAGUCAUUAUCAUGGGAGAGACAGGAUGUGGUAAAACAAGGCUCAUCAAAUACCUUUGUGAGUUAAGGAGGGGUGGAGUGGCCACUGAGAACAUGAAACUGGUCAAAGUUCAUGGAGGGACAACUUCAGAGAUGAUUUACACCAAAGUCAGAGAAGCAGAAGACACUGCUUGUUUUAACAAGCAAAACUAUGGAUUUGACUCGGUACUUUUCUUUGAUGAGGCCAACACUACAGAGGCCAUCAGCAGUAUCAAGGAGGUCCUCUGCGACAAGACAGUCAAGGGGGUAAGUUUGACACCAGACUCUGGGUUGCAUAUUAUUGCAGCAUGCAACCCUUACCGAAAGCAUACAGAUGAGAUGAUUCAGAGGUUAGAAUCUGCUGGCCUUGGAUACAGAGUUCGAGCUGAAGAGACAGAUGAAAAGCUUGGGUCCAUCCCUCUUCGCCAGUUGGUCUAUAGAGUUCAAGCAUUGCCACCAAGCAUGAUCCCUCUGGUUUGGGACUUUGGACAAUUAAAUGACCACACAGAGAAAAUAUACAUCCAACAGAUUGUCAAAAGAGUGGUUGAAAACAAAGCAAUCAAUCAAAGUUACAUCAAGUGGAUCACUGAUGUCCUCUCAGCUUCACAGAAGUAUAUGCGGACAAGAAAGGAUGAAUGCAGCUUUGUCAGCCUGAGAGAUGUAGAACGCUGCAUGCAGUUUUUUGUUUGGUUCCAUGACAACCACGUCAAGUUGUUUGCAGAGCUUGAAGAAUUUGAGGGUUUGAGAGAGCCUGAGGUCAGAGACCCUGUGUUUUGGUCUCUUGUCAUGGCCAUUGGACUGUGCUACCAUGCCUGCCUAGAAAAUAAGGAUGAAUACAGACAGACAGUCAGUAAAAGCCUACCACCCGCAUACAGUCCGGCAAAAGUAAUACAAGAAAUCUCAGUCAUCCAGGAUUUGCUUUUGAGCGGUGUGCCAAUGGGGGACACUAUUGCAAGAAACAGUGCCCUCAAAGAGAACGUCUUCAUGAUGGUUCUCUGCAUUGAGCUAAGAAUCCCUCUCUUCUUAGUUGGAAAACCUGGAAGUUCAAAAUCUCUGUCUAAAACUCUGGUGGCAGAUGCAAUGCAGGGCCAAACUGCUCACUCUGACCUCUACAAAAUGCUGAAACAGAUCCAUUUAGUGUCCUUCCAGUGCAGCCCUCACUCAACACCAGAAGGCAUCAUAAACACAUUCAAGCAAUGCGGACGAUUCCAGGAGGGAAAGAACCUAGAUGAGUACAUUUCAGUUGUGGUUCUUGAUGAGAUUGGGCUGGCUGAGGACUCUCCAAAGAUGCCACUGAAAACCCUUCAUCCACUGCUCGAGGAAGGAUGCAUUGAUGAUGAGCCACUACCACACAAAAAGGUUGGAUUUAUUGGAAUCUCCAACUGGGCUUUAGACCCUGCAAAAAUGAACAGAGGCAUUUUUGUCUCCCGUGGGGACCCUGAUGAGAGGGAACUCAUCGAGAGCGCUAAAGGCAUAUGCAGAUCUGAUGCAAUGGUUUUGGAGAAGGUCAGGGAUUUCUUCCAGCCCUUUGCAAAAGCCUACUUGGACAUCUGUCACAAACAAGGCAAAGGAUUUUUUGGCCUACGUGACUAUUACAGCUUAAUUAAAAUGAUUUUUGCAGUGGCCAAGGCUUCUCAGCGGAAACCCACUGCAGAGGAAACCAUGAAGGCAGUGUUGAGAAAUUUCAGUGGCAGAGACGAUGUAGAUGCCGUUACCGUCUUCACCAAAACACUGCACAUUGCACCAAACCUGGAGAGCAUCAGUGCCAUUGAGUUUGUGAGAGAAAACAUUCAGGCCGUUGGACAGGAAGAAGAAUGUCGGUACCUGCUAGUGUUAACAAAAAACUAUGCAGCCCUACAAAUCCUGCAGCAAAGCUUCUUUUCAGAAAGCGGUCAGCCAGAAAUAAUCUUUGGAUCCAGUUUUCCAAAAGACCAAGAGUAUACCCAAAUCUGCCGCAACAUCAACAGAGUAAAGAUCUGCAUGGAGACAGGUCAGACAGUUGUGCUUCUAAACUUGCAGAACCUCUAUGAAAGUCUCUACGAUGCCCUCAACCAAUACUAUGUCAGCUUGGGAGGGCAGAAAUAUGUGGACCUUGGACUGGGAACCCACCGUGUGAAAUGCAGGGUGCAUGAAGACUUCCGGCUAAUUGUCAUUGAGGAAAGAGAGGUUGUCUACAAACAGUUCCCAAUACCUCUCAUCAACAGACUGGAGAAACACUACCUGGACAUCCACACUGUCCUUAAAACUGAACAGAAGAGCAUGGUGGAAGAAUUGGAGAGAUGGGUGAGACUUUUUGUGUGUCUGAGCAGUCAAAACAAGUACCAACCAGCAGAUGUCUUCAUCGGCUACCACUCAGACACAUGUGCUUCUGUGGUACUUCAAGUAAUAGAGAAACAAAAGGACAGUGCUGAGAUCUCAGAUCCUGAGAGGAGAAUACUGGAUGAAGCUAAACUCAUACUGCUCAAAUGUGCUACACCAGACUCGGUGGUGCGACUAGACUCCACAGGCCUUCCCAAAGUGGAGAGCGAAUAUCUGGCCAGGGUCUACUUUGAAGAGCAGAGUAGCAGCUGCUUGGCUGACUUCAUUCUUGCUCACACAAGGCAGGAAGUCAACUGCUACUCCUCCUUCACAGAGGUGACAACAUUCUCCAGGCUUUUGACAGCAUCUGACUUGAAACCGCUGCAGCAAAUGUUGCAUAGUGUUGAGCUUCUGUCACUCCAGCAGUUUGACACAGAGCACUCAUUUCUGAAGAAGAUCAGGAACUUCCUCACUGCUGAAAAUGGAAGCAGUAACACUGGACCCUGCAACAAGAUCCUCAUUAUUCAGUGUGAUUUUGAUGAAGCCUCUCAUAGUGCCAAUCUCAUUGCAUCUGCAAAGUAUUCCUCCAUAAAUGAAAUCAACAAGAUAACUCAGGAGAGCAUGGGGAACAAGGUGUUUGUCUACUUCAUCACCAGACUGCCAAGAAUAGAGGGAGGGACCUCCUAUAUUGGUUUUCAUGGAGGCCCCUGGAGAUCAGCUCACAUUGAUGACCUCAGACGGUCAAAAGACAUUGUCUCAGACAUCAAAGCCUUGCAAAACAUGACAAUCAGUCAAAUGUUUGAACCGAGGGCGAAUCAGCCGGAAGCUAUGGAGGUGGAUGACAUGCAGCCUGAGAAUGAGCAUGAGGAAGUGGAGUUAGAGCAAAGUGUCUGUGAUAAUGUUGUGGACACUACAGCACUGUUGCGGAGCUGUGUGCAGAGUGCAGUAGGCAUGCUGAGGGACCAGGUGCAAAGUGGCUUCCGCAGUACUCGGAGAGUUGAGAUCCUGCUGACACUCCUCAGUGACCAUGACAAUAUAAAAGGUGAAUUUCUGCAAACUGUGAAGAGACAUCUUCACUCACUUCUGGCGACUCAUGAUGGCAACACCUUCUCAUCCAUCAAAAGCAACUGGGUCAUUAAGGAGGCCUCAAACAUUGAUGCCUUGCAAGAAGGAGGCACCUUCAGGCACACGUUAUGGAAGCGUGUUCAGGCUGUGGUCGUUCCCUUCUUGGCGCAGCUGAUUUCUGUCAUUGACCGUGACCAAAACCUGGACAUCCUGCUGGAUCCAAGCUGUGGUGAAUCUGUCAAGAGGCUGUGGUUAGAUAUCUUCAGCAAUGAUAAGCUGCUGGAAAUCCCUCAACUAACACUUGACCACCACUCUGAGACAAGAACAAUCCUUGUACAGAACUACAUUGUCCAAGACAGGAACAUGAGCUGUAGCAUGCCCUUCAGUUGGAGGAUCAAGAACUACCUGGAGGAACUCUGGGUUCAUGCACUUCAGCAUGAAGGCCACACUCAACAAGAGUUUGAUGAGUUCUUUUGGAAGACACCACUUGGACGAUACAUUGCGAAAACAGACCCAGAGAUGCAGAUGGAGCUUUUUCACCGCUACCUUCAGGAUUUCAUUUGCAUGACAAUGAACAUGACACGUCAGGAAGAUCUGCAGGUUCUGUGUAGUGCCUUGAAUUGUUGCGUCAACGAGCUGCGCUUGCAGCUCAAUGCCAUGGAAACAGCAACAUCUCUUCCAUGGAUCCAUGCUGCUUAUCAUGAGUUCAAGAACCGACUGCAGAACCUCUACAGAAUGAUCUGCAUUGAGCCUCAGGUGACCCAGCACCUCUUGGAGAAUCAUCAUUCCAGACACGGGGAAGAACUGGUGCUCGAUGUAUACGCUGCUUUUGCAUGUGUGGAGUACCUGGAGCCUAGAGUUCUGGACACAGAUGCCCAAAGACAAGCCUGGCUCAGACAGGUCAAGAAAUUCCAGGUUCCCAUUGAGCUGAUCUGCUCAGAGGACAGUGUGAGACACUAUGGAGACAGGAGCAAGGCGAUUGUCUGUAGAGUCCAAGCUGGAUGGAAUCGGAUAUUUUCUCUCUCUCUAUUUGUGGAGCGCAUGCUGUUAGGCAUUGAGGAGAUAGAGAAUAAGUUGACACCUUUAGUCUUGGAACAUACAAGAAGGUUUGGCCAGGUACUGGAAAAAAACUCAGACCUUAAAACUCGUCACGCAUUCGAGGCAGUAGUCACUUUGCUCAAAACCUGCAAAGAUGGAGCUGUUGAACGCAUCUUCAGGUUUGGUCUUAGGCUGUGCCCCGUGUGUAUGGGAGAUCCCAAAGAUCCACUCUGCCUGCCAUGUGAACACAUCUAUUGUGUAGCCUGUAUCAGACAGUGGUUGUGCCCCGGUCAGAUGUACUGUCCUCUCUGCAUACAGCCAGUUAACGACGACUUCCCCAUGGUUCCUUCAGAUGCCAUAAGGAUUCAAAUCCAACAACAUGCUCGGUUCAGGAAGCAGUGCAAUGCUUUCUUCAUAGACCUGGUGUCCACUGUGUGCUUCAAGGACAACUCUCCCCCCUGUCCGGAUAUCAUUCUCCAUUUGCUGUCCUUUCUCAUGGUGGAGGCACCGACUGUCCCCAUUCUCAGAGGUAAUCGUCAAAUGCUGACAAAGGUGCUCUCUCCGUUUGAUGACUCUGUGGAUAAAAAUCCAGUGAUUCGUUCAGUAGUGCUCAAACUCCUGCUGAAAUACAGCUUCGAUGAAGUUAAAGGAUACCUGCAGCAGCAUCUGGUGGCAGUUGAGCAGAGCAACAUCUUGGAGGAGACGGACAAAACUGAGCUCUACUUGUUGUACAUUAACUGCCUGGAGGAUUCCAUGUAUGAAAGGUUGCAGUUCAGGUCCGUUGCAGACCAGCAGUUGUGUCUGCAGGAUGAAAGUGCAUUUUUGACUGACUACCUACAGUCACAGUCUGCUGAGACAGCCACUGUGGAGUAUCUGCAGCAAGUGGCCAGAGUGCGUAUGGACCUGGAUAUGGCUGCUAGCCUCAUUGUGGAAAAACUGAGAGCCAAAGGGGCUCAGAAGAGUGGUCGAAGUGGAACCACAGCCUUCCUGAACAGUGUGGUGAACUUGUGUGGGUGCAGUGGGAACAACUGGUAUCGCGUCUACUUGAUCCGUAAGAUCUGCAGCCAACAUGGAGUCGAGUUUGUCUUGAAACUCCUCAAAGUGGAUGCAAUGCGAUGGCUCUUCCCUGAAGAAGUUCUGCAAAAGAGUGAAGAAGCCACUCCAAUAGACCAGUAUCUUGUGUACGGGGAGCACUACAAAGCCAUCAGAAACGCUGUGGCAAAGGUCGUUAUGGAAGGAAAAGUGGACGGACUGGACGAGACCUGUGAGGAGUGUGGAUGUUCACCCCAGAGGACAACAGUUUAUCUCCUGUUGGCAUUGUACAGAGAAGUCACCACUCUCUACAGAGACGCCAAUACUAGCUUCCACCCCAAGCCUGAGCAAGUGGAAGCCCUGGUGACCUACAUCCAGACCUGCCGAUUCCUUGCCGGCCCUGACCUGAAGGCCUUUGCCCAGGCUCUGGUGACCAACGAGCUCAAGCUGUUGGCUGUUCGUCCCGGGACCUCCGGUGACCAGUGUGUGCUGGUGGACAUAACUAUUCACCUGGCUGCUGUCCUGCUCUGUGGGAACCAGGGGAUUUUAGCUCCCCUGCGGCAGCUGGCAAUGGCACCUGCCAACAUGCAGGCAGCCUUCUUGCCCACCAUGGCAGACGACAUGUUAGCAGUGGCUCAACAAGCUCUGGGACCAUUGCAGUGGUACCAUUGUCCAAAUGGUCACCCCUGCACCAUUGGAGAGUGUGGGCAGCCCAUGCAAACAAGCCAUUGUUUGGACUGUGGUGUUGUGAUUGGAGGAGCCAACCACCAGCCUGUGCAGGGAUUUCGAGCUGUUCAGCUGCAGGGUGACCGCACUCAGUCAGGCCACAUCCUCGGCGACCCCAGACGCAGGGACAAUCCAGACAUGCUGGACACAAAGAGCAUUUCCCCUGUUCCUUUCACUGUUGUCCGCAUGCUCACUCACAUGACCAUGCUGCUUGGUGCCUGCAGCCACCUACAGUCUAUCUCUGACAUCAUCAAGCCCCCAGUCACCGAGCCAGGUGCAUUUCUACUUGGUCACCUGCGCAAGGACUUGCAGCAUCUUAUCAGAUCCCUGGGUAAGGGGACGGACGACACAGUCAGCACUGUUCACCUGCUCAUCAGCAGCCUCCUGGAACUCCACCAGCAACAACAAUGGCCUGUUCCUUUUGACAAUCUGCUCUCCACUAAAGAAGCUAGAAAUGGAUGGGAGAUGGAAAUGAGCAACGCCAUCAUCGCACCUCAGCUGAAGCACUUGGAAAGACAGCUUAAGGAAGUGAACACAGUCAUCCGGGCUGACUCUCGCAUCUCUGCCAAUCCAAUCAUGAAGCUCUUGUUUGGCGACCCUCGUCUCUUCUUGGCCUCAAUUCCCCCAAAUUCUCUGAUCCAUGGCUCUGCCGUGUGGAGCUGCAGGGAGAAAGUGUCUCUGCGGAGCCUCACCUACAUCGUAGAGCAGAAUGACGGCAAAGACACCCUGCCUGUGCUCUGGAGAUUUCUGCAUAAAGAAGCAGAGCUGCGACUGGUGAAGCACCUUCCUGAUAUCCUCACACUCCAGAGAGAUCUGGUCAAGAAGUUUCAAAACGUCACCGAGCUGACCUGCAACACCAUCGACGAAUUCCUCCGCAGCCAGAAAGCCGUUUCGCUGAAAGCCUGGUAUGAGAAACACAUCAAAAUCUUCCUGACAACCUGGAAUCAGCUCAGAGUGUCUCUGGAAACUAACGGUGAGAUUAAGAUCCCGGUUGAGUUCUGCAAGAUGGACCUAGGCCUCAACAGUGACUUCAAGGUGCUGUUACCACGGCGACAAGGCCCAGGGCUGUGCUCUACAGCCCUUGUCAACUACCUCAUUGCCCUGCACAAUGACCUGGUCUACUGUGUGGAUAAACACACUGGAGAGGAGACCAGCUACAAAGUGAGCCCUGCGGAUCUGACUGAUCUGCACGUGAUUCGGUAUGAGCUGGAGAGGGACCUGAUGCCGCUGGUUCUGUCCAACACCCAGUACAGCAUUGAGAGAGGCCAGGAGACCCUUCACGAGUAUGAUUUGCCCAAGAUCCAGCAGCAGAUCGUGUCCCGAUUCUUGCUGGGCAAACCUCUCAUCACUCUCAAUGGCAUUCCAACACUAGUGAACAGGCAUGACCGCAACUACGAGAUUAUCCUGAAGGAUGUAAAAGCAAAAGUCCAGCAAGAGCCUCUCCAGGCUCUCACCCUGUUUGCCGUGGCUGGGGAGCUGCAGUCCUACAGUGAGGUGUGUGAGGCCUUGUCCACGCUGGAAGUGGCCCUCGGUUUCCUCGCCAUGGCCGGGGGAGAGCCUCACAUGCAGCUGUCCUCAUACCUGAAGGAGGUGCUGCAGAUGGAAAACCAGAUGGCUCCGCACAUCCUCAAGACCCUGAGCAUGUGCUAUCUGAAGCACUGUGUGGCUCUGUGGCAGCUGCUGGCCUCGCUCAAAUCAGAAAAUAUGCUGCGGCUAAAGAGGGAUCCCUUUGUGGGAGUCUCAGAGAAGUACAAAGUGGCCCUGGGUGAGGACGAGCACAGGCUGCUGACUGACUUCUUUUCUAAAAGCAGCGCUGACACUUUUCUGCUGGAGAUGCACGAGUUCCUGGUGCUGGUCCUUAAAAAGCCCAACGCACUUGAUACCUUCCGGCCUGAAUGGGGCCUCAAAGACACGUUGGUGUCUUACAUGGAACGCAAAUACCUGGACGUGCCCCCUGACGUGGAGGAGCUCUUCCCAGAGGAGAUCCUGCUGUCCCACUAUGUGGAAGCCUGGAAGUUCAUUGUGGCCUUCAAGCAGGAGCGUCAGAGACAAUGAAGACAAGAAGGAGGGGUUGUUUCUUGUCUACUUCCCUUUUUUGACAUCUUUAAAAGAAAUCCCUCUUAAGUUUACAAUCAUGAUGAAACAACACCCGUGAAGCAGUAUGGAUGUGUGAUAUAAUCUGUAUUUUACACAUAUUUAUGCAGAGCAGAUGUGCCUUUUUAAGAGCACUAAUGUUGAGCUUCUUAGUGCUGCAGAAUAAGUGUACAGUUCACAUUUACAGAUCAACUGUAUGGAAAUGUGAACUUUAAAAAAAAACAUUUUGAUUCUAUUUUUGUUUGUAUUAUUUUCUCUUCCUGUUUUCCAUCAACAUGUACAGAGUUUCCGUACAGUUGAAAAUCUUCUGUCUUGCACUUUACUUGUAAUGUGAAUUUGUCUGUCCCAAAAAAGGCAGAAAAAAAUCUUAAUUCUACUCAGGUACAAAAUGUAGAAUAACUCUGGGGACUUUAAAAUCAAACUGACCAAAAUAAUUUUCUCACGUAGAACGUGUCAUUUUCAUUUAUAUUUUGUAUCGCUGUUGCUAUGAUGAUGUGUCAUAUAUUUGUUAAAGUUCCACUUGCCUUUCUUCCACUUUUUAAAUCCACUGUCUUAAACGACUGCAGAGUAUUUCCAUUUUGUUUUGACGUUGUUUCAUAUCAUUGUCUUUGACUUUAUCUUAAUUUUUGUCAUCGUCUUAACUUUCCUCAUUAGUUAUUUUUUGUGUGUGCCUGGCAAAACAAACUGCCUUCAGUAAAGCAGAAAUGUCA